Messenger RNA from Scophthalmus maximus (turbot), 4539 nucleotides. It is a transcript of the gene hspa12a, whose product is annotated as heat shock protein 12A. The record is from RefSeq and is a predicted model, not a curated record. The transcript is spliced from 12 exons. The coding region runs from base 93 to 2105 and encodes 670 amino acids. NCBI's taxonomy places the organism in Eukaryota, Metazoa, Chordata, Actinopteri, Pleuronectiformes, Scophthalmidae.
CCUCCGGCGGUUCGCGGCGCAGCGGGACGAUUGCUUGGUGCGGCUGCGUCGAGGAGACGAAGGCUCGGGAGGAGGUGCGACUGCGGGACGCGAUGACCGAGAAACAAACGGCUGCGGAGGAGAUCAUAACAGAUGCCAUGGCUAAUCCUUCUCCAGCAAAGAGCAUGGGCGACCCCGGAAUCACGCCACUGUCUCCUUCACACACUCAGCAGGACGACACAGACGGCGUGGAGUCGCAGCAGUCCUUCGUGGUGGUGGUUGCCAUCGACUUUGGCACCACAUCCAGCGGUUACGCUUACGCCUUCACAAAGGAGCCGGAAUGCAUUCACACCAUGAGGCGUUGGGAAGGCGGCGACCCCGGCGUGUCCAAUCAGAAGACGCCAACCACGAUCCUGCUGACUCCCGACAGGAAGUUCCACAGUUUUGGCUACGCGGCUCGCGACUUCUACCACGACCUGGACCCCAGCGAGUCCAAACAGUGGCUCUACCUGGAGAAAUUCAAAAUGAAGCUCCACACCACCCCUAAUCUGUCCAUCAACACAGACCUUCACGCAGCCAAUGGGAAGCGAGUGAAAGCUCUGGACAUCUUUGCAUAUGCGUUGGCCUUCUUCAAGGAGCAAGCACUAAAGGAGCUGAGUGAUCAGAUGGGCGGUGACUUUGACAACAACGACGUGAGAUGGGUGAUCACGGUUCCCGCCAUCUGGAAAAUGCCUGCAAAGCAGUUCAUGAGGGAAGCUGCCUACAAGUCCGGUCUGGUGUCCCGUGAAAACCCAGAGCAGCUGAUCAUCGCCUUGGAGCCCGAGGCGGCAUCGAUCUACUGCCGCAAGCUCCGCCUCCACCAGAUGGUGGACCUGUGCACCCACACCACCCAGAACGGCUUCAGCCCCACCGACAACGGGGGGAGCGCAGCGAGCCAAGCCAAGGAGCAUGUUCGACGCAACCGGCAGAGCCGCACCUUUUUGGUGGAAAAUGUCAUAGGGGAGCUUUGGUCGGAGCUGGAAGAAGGCGACCGUUACGUCGUGGUGGACUGUGGCGGCGGCACGGUGGACCUGACUGUUCAUCAGAUCCGUCUUCCAGAGGGGCACCUGAAGGAGCUCUACAAGGCCUCAGGCGGCCCCUACGGCUCGAUCGGGAUCGACUACGAAUUCGAGAAGCUGCUGUGUAGGAUCUUCGGUCAGGACUUCAUCGACCAAUUCAAGAUCAAGAGGCCGGCGGCCUGGGUGGACCUGAUGAUUGCGUUCGAGUCUCGCAAGAGAGCGGCGGCCCCCGAGCGAACCAACCCCCUCAACAUUAACCUGCCUUUCUCCUUCAUCGACUACUACAAGAAGUUCAGGGGCCACAGCGUGGAGCACGCCCUGCGCAAGAGCAAUGUGGAUUUUGUAAAAUGGUCGUCUCAGGGGAUGCUGAGGAUGAGUCCAGAUGCUAUGAAUUCCCUCUUCAAGCCAACCAUAGAUCACAUUAUCCAACAUCUCACCGAGCUCUUUGAGAAGCCAGAGGUGUGCAACAUUAAGUUCCUGUUCCUAGUGGGGGGUUUUGCCGAGUCACCCCUGCUGCAGCAGGCCGUCCAGAACAUGCUGCAGGGCCGCAGCCGCAUCAUCAUCCCCCACGACGUCGGCCUCACCAUCCUGAAAGGCGCCGUGCUGUUCGGCCUGGACCCCAGCGUCAUCAAGGUCCGCCGCUCGCCCCUGACGUACGGCGUGGGCGUCCUCAAUCGCUUCGUGGAGGGCAAGCACCCGCCGGAGAAGCUGCUGGUGAAGGACGGCACCCGGUGGUGCACUGACGUUUUCGACACCUUCAUCGCCGCCGACCAGUCCGUGGCGCUGGGCGAGAACGUGAAGCGGAGCUACACGCCGGCCAAGCCCUCGCAGCAGGUUAUCGUCAUCCACGUCUAUUGUUCCGAGAAAGAGAGCGUGGGGUUCAUCAGCGAGCCCGGCGUCAGGAAGUGCGGAACACUCCGCUUGGAUGUGAGCGGAACGGAAAGCGCGGCACCGCGGCGCGAGAUCCAGACGCUCAUGCAGUUUGGAGACACGGAGAUCCGGGCCAUGGCAGUGGACGUGUCCACCGGACGCACUGUCAAAGCUAGCAUUGACUUCCUGAGCCACUAGAGCCACGAUAGAGCUAAUGUAACAGAAUUGAUGGAAGGAAUUGAAAUGGAAAAAAAUACAGCUUACACACAUACACAUAUACACACUCAGACACAACAAGCUGGGGAUAUUUACUGGAAAGUGGUAAAUGAUGAGGAAUCUCGAGGGCUCAUUCACUCUGAGUGUAAGAGGCAGGAAGUUUGAAAGUCUUAAACGCGAGCUGACAUUCAACUGUAGAAAAGUGUGUUUUAGGUCCGUCUCUUGACUCCGUCCCAGUCGUCGUUUUUGUUUUGUGUUGCUGACGAGCUCCACAGUGUUCACACACUCACAACAGACCCACAGCUUCGUAGUCAGGUUUAAGAGCUUAUGACGGCUUUUCCUAUCUUCUCUGUGCAUUCCAGAGAAAAUAUAAUAUUCUGAUAUCCUACACAACCGUUAUGGAUACACAUCAUUACACGUUGCAGCAGAUCAUUGUAGUGAGGCUGCUGACAUCUGCCGUCUGGUGGCUUCACAUAGCGUACGUGCAUCACACAACAUGUUGUGUGAUUAAAAAGUAUAGUGAGGUCACAAUAACUGGUUCUGGUCAUGGUUAAAUAUUAAAUCUUCCCCACUUCACGGCAGUCCUGAGGAUCAUUCCAGGGGUUUUGCAUGAUUCAGCGCUUUAAAGCAUCGAGCUGCUGCCACCAACUAACCAUUUUAUCAAAGACUGAUCACCACGUUGUCAGCAAUCGUAAUCCUCUGCAGUGAAUAUGGAGUCAGCAUAUUAUUUUUUUUUAUUGUCAAAGUUAUGUUAUUACAUGUUAGUAAUAUUGCAAAAGCUUAGACGGUUAACAUCACUAUUCACAUCUGGGGACAUGAAGCGAGCAACAUUAGCGUUAAUGUUUACUCUCCUUUAAGCUCUGCUUUGGUCUCCACCUUCUCCUGGGAAACAUUUAUUACCCACAAAGGAAAUUGUGGGUAAUAAAUCCAAAGCAAUGUGCUGAAAGAUGCUAAAAUCCCCUGUAGAGGAUUCACUUUAUUGUUGACACAAAAAAUAGUUUAAGAUAUUUGGUUAAUUGGGAAGUUAUGUACAGGUAGAAGAAGACAUUUCUACAGAUUCAUAUUAUCCACGUUCAGCAGAUACAUACUUGUUGUAGACCCCAUCGAGCAUCAGAUUUGUAAACUGAAGCCAAAUUUAAAAAAUCAAACAAAUAUCUGAUUCAUAAUCAACUGGCCAAAUCAUGCAAAGCCGCCAGUCUGGUCCCUCCUUCAAGAUGAUCCACACAUUCCAAGAAUGUGGAACGUGCCGGGAGCUCAGUCGGAAAAAAAUCAAGUGCAGUUCAUCACACGUGCUUAACCGUUGCCUUUUAUUUCUUUUAUGCUUCUAGACUAUUAGAUGUGGACAAGAUGCCACUAGGUCACUUGAAUAUUUUGAAGCCAGGUGUGUGUGUAACUCCGGUCGGGACAAAACGAUGAAGUGUGUUUAUUUCUGUAAAUACAGUAUUUAAAUAUUGUACAGAUUUUUAGCAUUAUUUCUGCAGCUUUAGAGCCAAGAGUGUGUGUGUGUGUCUGUGUGCGUGCUUGCGCGCGUGUGCGUGUGUGUGCGUGCUUUCACAUGGUCCACGUUUUAUUUUCCUCACCAGUCAUUGCAUGAGAGGCUAAGGCACGUUCGAUUUGCCUUGUUCAUCCAGAACGAGAGAUGUGAUGCGUCGCCUGUUACCUUUUUUUUGCAAACGUGAAAGAAACUUGAAUACCUCCGUCCUUAAAAAAAAAAGUAUUUCCGUUUUGAAAUCAGCCGUAUCUGAAUGUGUCCAGUCCCCUUUCCCCCGCUCCGCCCUGCAGCACAGCUUGGCUGUGGGGAUUUUCAUCUUCAUUCUUUAGAUAUCUAGCGACCUAAUAUCUCCAACCGAACACGAGCCAUCUGAUUUAUUAGAGGUGGUUGUUUCUGUGUUAAAGCUGAAGCACCGUCAGCAAUAAUCAUACAAGUAAGCAGCCACGUUUCCAGGUGGCUAUGGAAGGUAUAAGUCUUCAAUAAAAGAGUGCCUAGUGUCAAUAACAAUGUGAUGUCGACGUUCACUCACCCCACCAGAAAUAUACGGCGCAGUCCGUCGCUCCCCCAACAAAAUACUUAAGCUUUAUAUAUAUGUGUGACUUCAGACGUGAUCACUGAGAAUCACACUGAUUGUGAGUUCAUCGAAGGCCACACGCCGACAUGUUCAUCUCACGUCCUCGUGAGAGAAAAAGAAACACGUGUGUUAAAGGGGCAUUACUGCGAGUUCUCGCUGAUCUUUAUCGCCCCCUGCUGGCAGCCACGAGAAACCGCAGAAACGCCGGAGGAAAACCUCGUUUCCAGCUCGGCGAUGUUGCGACUACGUCAUGCUGCGGGCCUUUGUCAUUCGGCAGAGCAGCAUUACACGAAACGGAAAGGGGGAAGGUGGUAGAGUCCUCCAUAUUUUGUCCCUGCAGGGUCACAACA